AUUCGGAAACCUUCAAAUACAAGUCGACAGCAGCGCGUGAGCUGCCGACAGCGUCCGAAAGCUAACGAACAGGAGGCUUUGUCCACCGGGAGAUUUCACCUGACACACGCACUUAUUCGACCGAAACCUGGGAAAGAAAUCAUCGAACAAUCAACUCAAAGACGCGGAAACUUCAAGGAAAGCGAGGGUCGUCAAAGGACAGCGUAAAGUUUGCCUUUUGGGGCGAAAAUAAGCUGAUUUUCAGCUCAGCGUAUACGUAGUUCUUCGCCCGCAGGCUAGCUAACGGUGCUAGCUCGAGGAAGAAAGGCCGUCGAGUUGACCCAGCGUCAUAUAAUUUUGACGGAUUGUGAAUAAUCCUGGCAUACUACGGUUGCCACUCACUGCUCGCAUCGGAAAACUUCAGAUAAGAGAGGAAAAAAACACCGUGAGAGGAUGGCUCUGAAAAGGAUUCACAAGGUAAGAAAAUGUCGAGCUGUCAUCGUUAGCUGCGGUGUUAGCCUCCCACAAUGCUCUAUCCUGUAAAACAUGGCGGUGAAACACGCUCGGAAAAGUUUCAGCCUCUUACGAACACGUAAAAAUAAAUUCCCUGUGUCCAUUAUUGCUCUAAUUUUCUGUAUUUUUGCCUCCUUGCUCCUGCUAUCUCACACUGAACCGGCUGUACUUUCGGUUGGUUGGCGCAUAGCUAACUUAGCAUUAGCAUUAGCACAGGUUCUGGUGUGUUCGUCGGUAGAAAGAGGCCGCAUGAAUUACUCAACACUUCUUACGUUUACAUAAACACAAAACACGUUUGAGUGUUAUCCACAAGUAGGCUGACGUUGAUCCUUCGUGUCCCGGUAGGUGGGUUAUAUUACAAACAUUUCACAAUAUCGUUGGAAGGUCCCAGAAGUCAUGACUCAUAUCUUUGAGGGAAUCUGUGUAAGCAGUCAUGGCUGUGUCCAUGAUACACUUCCUUGGUAUGUGAUAGUAUUUGUUCUUUGCCUGUGCACAUCGCAGGGUGUGUUCUGGCAGUUUGCAUGGAGGAAGUUGGCAGCAGAAGUGUGAUAUAACGUGGAGAAACACCUCUGAAGUGUUCACUAGUGAUAAAGUAAAAAAAACACUUGAACUGACCCUACAGAAUAGUCCUCCUACAACCUUUACCGGUGUCUGUUUGACACGCAGGGCAGCAUGGUGUCGGGAAAAAUGACACUGCGAGACGUUUUCCACCUGCAAUAUUUAUUAGGGUGUGAAAAUAUCCAAAUUAGGAACUUAACUUUUAUUUGUGUCACACUUCCCGACAAGGAAAUAAAGAAAAUUACAGAUAAACUCAGUGAAAUCCUAACAGUAGAACGAAAACAACAACAAAGACCGACCGAUAUGGAUUUUUUUGGGGUCAAUGCCGAUACCGAUUAUUAGGAUUGAUCAGCCGAUUCCCCCUGCAGAUCGGUGCCUCCGUGUCUUAACUCACGUUAUUAAUCAACGGUCCGGUCUCAUCUGGAGACAUGCAGCUGCCUCAGUAAGAGACGUAGCUCGAUCACAUAAUGUGUACUGUUGUUUAUUGUACCGUUACUGGCACGGCUAACAGUGUAGCAAGGCUAAUAGCAGGUGGCGAACUCUAGCUUUAGCUUGCCUAUAACAUGAUGCUUCGCAGGAACAUGGUGAAGUGGGUUGAACUGAAACUUGUUGACUUAUUGUGUAUUUCACAAACUGGUUUAUUUACCGUUGAGGUGGACCACUCUCCUCCAUGUGUCCCUGCUUCAGAUCUGUCAAUCUACAGGAUAAGUCGGGGAACAUUUCAAAUGGCAGAACAUUUUCGAAGUGAAACCGAAUCUUGUUUUCCGCAUUGUCUUUCUGAAAAUAUCAGUGAGUUUUGGCCGAUCACCAAUUAGUCUGAAACGGGUCAAAAUUGGCUUAUUUAAUCGAGUCACCGAUAAAUCGGUCGGGCCCUAACAAAGACCCACCAAAGCCGUACACUGACCCCAAAAUUAUCAAUGUAAUAAACACGCAGACUUCUUGUAUAUGCCUAUUUCAGAUGCUCAAAUCGUGGUAUCUUCGCACCUCCGUUGACCAUUUUCUAAGAGCGUUUUGAAAACAUCGGAUCCAGGAUGUUGUCCUCUAAUUAUGUGAAUUUUCCAGGGACGCCUUAAUUCUUAUUUUGCCUCUUUUAACCACUGUAAUACCUGCCUUCAGGUUAGGCCUGGGACGAUAUGCUUCUCUCCCCAUUUGAUUCUUCUAUGAUUUUUGGAUACAGAUUUGAUUUAAAUUGCGAUUUCUACAAUGUUGUUGAUUUUUAGUCUGCAUUUUUAACACCAGUGAAACAGUUGAAUGAUUAUUAAUGUCUACUGAGUAUUCCAGGAAUCAUAUUUCCUUCAAAAAAAACACAUCAAAUGAAAAAAAAUCAAUUUUUGAACAUCAAAAUAGGUUCGAAAAUUGUAAAUCGAUUUUUUUUUUCUCCCACCCCUACUUCAGGUACUUUCUGGCACUUUCUAAGCGAAGUUUAUUAUUGUUUGUCCAUCCUUUGUCCUCGCUGUGUUUACCGCCUUGUUGAUGUUUCCACUCUGAAGUGCCGGCUGUACUGAUUGGGGAUUAAGGCUGGAAAUCUGGCCCAGAUUGUGUAUGGAUUUUGUUUGGCUUGUUUUUGUGGUUACACACAUCUAUUUUUGUCGUGUUAUGUCUGAGCUGCUUUUCUCCCCCUUGUUUUAGUUUUUGUGAUUGUAAAGAAAAUAGUUUAAAAAGAAACUUACACUGGAAGGAAGACAUACCCAUGGCCAGUCGAGUGCAGACUUGUCACUUACAGCAUGGCAUAAUUAAAAUACACAAUAGAAAGUCAGUCCUCAAAGUGACUUUUAAAGUCGUCCCAUUAAAGUCCCCCCUAAAAAACAAAGUUGACCACCAGUCAAGCAUUUGAAAUGAGGCAUGUUGCCCAUCAUAGUAAUAGUGACUGAAACAGACAGUGUGAAUUAAAUUUCAUGACAGUCUUUCAGUUGGGAUCUUGACAGCUUAAAGAAGUUACGACAUGAGACCUUCAGAAAGGUUUAUAGGGUCUGGUCUCUGAACCAUGAUACGACAUCAGAUCUCAAGUACUCUCACACUGUUUUUCAUUUUUCAACUCUGUGUUGUUUACUCGAAUCCAGUUUGACUGAAAUCCAUAAACUUGUGUAAUGGUGUGUGACAGACGACCCGGGGUGGGGCCGUGGCUUCCACCUCUCUCUAAAGUAUCUGUAGGCCUAAAAAUAACAGCAGUGUGUAUGCACACUUCAGGCUCAUCUGGCUGUUAACUGCAGGGGCGAUAACAAAGUGGCCCCCUUCCCCCCGAGCCGGUGUUGUGUUGAACUUGUGGGAGAGUUGCAGGAGAUAAGGAAGGUGUUGAGAAAUAGAUGGCGCGGACCACCUCAUGUUUCACCUCCGUUCCCCUGCCCCCAUGUUGGCAUGUUGAUUUCAGAUGCUGCUCCUUUCCUUGUUUUGUCUGUGGAGAUUAUUGUGGUCUGCGUUUGUUAUUAAUCCCAAACUCUUUUUUCAUUGCAGGAGCUCAACGAUUUUUCUCGUGACCCUCCUGCACAGUGCUCAGCCGGCCCAGUGGGCGAUGACAGUAAGUGUCCCAUCAUUUGAAGGCGAAGUCUUUAAAGUGUUGUUCUGUCUGACCUGAAAUCCAAGACACAAUCCAAAUUACUCAUGUAUAAUGAAAAAACAACAAAAAAAUCUUUGCAUUAGGAAACUAGGACAGCUUCUAUGGCUGGAGUGUUUCCUAAUUAAGGUUUCUUAAAGAUCAUUUGUUCAUAAAAUAAAAUAAUAAAACCACAUUUUUAAUGUUGCUCUCCUGAACCUCCAUAAAAGUGAUAUUUUUAGAAGUGAGAGGUUUUUCUGUGGAUCCUUUUUAACAAAUAAAACUGACCCGUCUGCUUUUAUGAAUAACCUGUCCCUGAUAUUUUUAGCAGUGUGGCAGCAGAUCAAUUUUGCUAUUGAUUGACUAACCAUUAAAUCAAUCAGCAAAAGAUAGAGGAAUCUUGUAGAGCUAGAAAUUGAUCUAAGAUACCCUCAUUGAAACAGGGGUGCUUGACUCUGAUGUGAAAUUAAUGCAUGAUCACUGAAAAUAUAAGACAGUAUUGAUCAUGACAAUUAUCUAUAAAAGGAAAUGUUUCUUUGAAGCUGUCGUGUUCGCUCUGAAACCUGUCAGAUCAUAUACCUUUGACCUUUUCCUGUUGUUUAACAUUUACUUUCUGUUCUCCGCAGUGUUUCACUGGCAAGCCACAAUCAUGGGACCUGUAAGUACAGACUUUAUGGCACACAGCUGUUGUUUAUUUGUACUUUAAAUGCAGCACAAUGUUAUUAUUUUAUACGGGGGGUUUUUGCUCAUGGCUGCUUUGAAUGUGACCGUGAGAUAAAGGUUAAAAUUUGACUUGAUAAUAAGGAAGCUUUGGAUCAUUGACCUCUGAAAUGUGUUCAUGUCGUGCUUCUUUCAGAGCGACAGUCCAUAUCAGGGAGGAGUUUUCUUCUUGACAAUUCAUUUUCCAACAGACUACCCCUUCAAACCACCCAAGGUAAGCAUAAUCACACCUGAGAGAGGAAGCCAGACUUCUUGUAACACCUGAGACCUUUUGUAAUUCAUCUACAAAUCCACCAUAAACUUCCAGUGGUCUUUAACAAACUUAAACUCCCACAUGAUUUGUGUUUUGUUUUUGUGAAUACAGGGAGCAUGUGUCUCGUAAAAACAAACCGAUGCCAUGAACUAACUUUUAUCUCUUUGACAGCCGUCAUGAAGUUAUUCUCGUCAUUCCAGAUGUAGAUAGUCAGGAGUGUCAAACGUCAAUGCCGCGUGGCGAGGAAUUCCAGUUGCAUAAUGUCGAUCUGCUGUGACGCCUGGUUUUACUCGCCCUCACUCCUGUGUGUUUUUGUCCUUUUUUUUUUUUUCAGGUUGCAUUUACAACAAGAAUUUACCACCCAAACAUUAACAGUAACGGCAGUAUCUGUCUGGAUAUUCUCAGAUCACAGUGGUCUCCUGCACUCACUAUUUCAAAAGGUAAGAAGGGUCACAAACAAGGACAAUAACUUCACAUAAUGCUAGGUUUUCAAAUUAUUACAUUGUGCUACAGAAGACUAAGAAUGUGUCUGUGAUACUUCUCAAUUUGAACAGGAUUAAACCGUAUAAAAGACUCCAAAUGGUUUAGAUCUUGUUUGGUAGAUUACAGAAACUCCCUUUGGCUCCCCCUGGAGCUCUGAAAGGACUCUAAUGUAACUUAACAAACCACUGCCCAAAACAUUUUACACAAUUCACAUAAUUUUGUAUAAGAUUCCCUUUUUUAGGUCACAUCUUAAGAACUCCUUAUGAUGAAAACAGUUUCUACUAAAUCAUUUAUAUUGUGCCAGAAUUAACCAUUAGUAUAAACACCGUUUUUUUUUUUUUGCUGGUUACUUCUUGGUGUGUAUAUCUUUAUCAGCCAUUGUUAAAUUUGUGUACUAUCCGAGAUUUUCACAGUAUAGAUCUACUAUUCCACAAAACUAAAUAUGUUUCUAUGAGUCUAAGGUGAACGGACUUGUGUCUAAGCAGAAGUGUCUGUCAUUUGCACGUUGUGAAACUGGUUAACACGGUUAUGUAAUCUGUCUUUCUUGCAGUACUUCUCUCCAUUUGCUCACUCCUAUGUGACCCCAACCCUGAUGACCCGUUAGUGCCAGAGAUCGCACGUUUGUACAAAACAGAUAACUCGAAGUAAGUCGUCCUUUUUAAAGAUUUCUUUAUUUUUAAUUCUGUAACCUCUUUCUUUCCUCAACAAGCCUAAACCAACAAGGUCUAACAAAAAGACCGUUCAGUAAAUCCUCACUACUUUAGGGGAAGGGUGAUUUUGGAAGAAAGUGCAUGCUAUUUCCAAUAGAUUUAAAAUAACAGGACUGAAUGGAAACAAAUGAAAGCACUGUUAGAAAGUAAAAGAAUCAAAGUUUAGCACCCUCUUAAGAUUGGAGGGUGGCAGCUGUCAUAAAGAACCACUACAAGGCCCAUUAUUUCACAGAUGAAGUUUAUUCUAAGCACCUUGUCAAAACUAGUACAAAACUUAAAGGGGGUUCAGUUCGCCUACAAUCACUGAUUCUAAUCUGACUGGUGAAUAGUGGGACACAUGUUAGCAUAAUGUAGCUUAACCGACCAGUUUGAGGCACUUAAGUCCAGUAACUGUUGAAGAAUCAUCCCGAGUCCUGUGUGUAACCUUGUCUCACUCCGUCAGGUACAAUAAACUAGCUCAGGAGUGGACUACAAAGUAUGCCAUGCUAUAGGGUAAGGCCAAGAGCCUGCGCUGCAUCUUGGCUGUUGUUGGUUUGGCCUGUUACAUCUUGUGAUGCUCUGAUCUCACUGACAUAACUGUGAUUAUACUAAUCCCUGAGUACGUGUACAUGCCGAGGAGUCUUGGGAGCAUCUUGGUACACUGUAGAUGAAGUCUUCAUGCUAAAACAUACAGGAUUGCAGCAGCGUCGUGGAUCAAACAAGCGUACAGGGCGCGUAUCGGCUCCGUCGCAGCAUCGUAUCGGGAGCAGCACUGCUAAAGACACGCAGCGAGUCUAUUUUUGCUGCUCUACGCUUCCAAUGCGCGUCAAUCCACACAGAGAAGAUCGUCCUGGACAGGAAGUCAAACAUGAAAACCGCGCAUGUCAUCCGGUAUUUCAAAAUCAAACACCAUAUGCGGUUAUGGAUUUAUCAGUAACACAGAACAAUCCGACGGUAAAUCCAUGAUCCAUGUGGACCCCAACAGGAACAUGGUUUACUUUAUUAAACACGAGUAAACCUGCAAAAACCAAAACUUUAAAAUCAUGUUGCUUUUUCACAUAUAGUAGAGGCUCAAUGGUCACUCAAUUAUAUCCAAAUUAGCAGGAAAUAGAGCACAGAUAGUAAAGACAAUCAGUUGUGCGCAUGUUGUUUCCUCUAUACUGAGCCCAGCUGACCGGGGCUGCAUUACGCUGCUGCUGCUACGCUCCUGUAUGCGAUACCCAAUGCUGCUCUACAGAAUAAUACGGAUGUUUUUGGCUUCAAUGUUAAUAAACAAGUUAACUGGAUACAUCUGACUUCCUGCCAGCUGGUAAAGGCCCGGUGAUAGUUGGGGGGUUCAUACAAAUUUGGGCUGGCGUGAAAAACGGUCUCAAGAUAUCAAUAAAGAAAUGGUGUUAGACUUUAGUCAUAUUUCCUGCAGUUUUACCAGCAUGUAACUCAUUAGAAAUGGAGCUGAAAACGGUUUUUAUCUUUUCACCAGACCAAAAUAUGAAAAAAACACAGGCGCUUCUUUGUGCCUUGUGGUUGUUCUGGUGAAUAUAGUUUAACCAGAUGAGUAAAUUUCCCGCAGCAAAACAUGAACAUCUAAAUCAAAACACACCAGUAGAGCCCUGGACAGUACUGAAACCUUUCAUUAUUGGGUUUCUAGUCGGUACCACAGACCUUUAUUUCAUUUUUAAGUGCGAGCGGAAAUCACCUCGUAGAGAUUUGUCACUUGCAGUCCAUCACGGCCGAUAAUGGGUUUGCUUUUAUUGUUCAUAGUUGUUGUCGCAUUGUGGAGCAGAUGUCAGCGAAGGGACUGUACUGAAAAAUGUUCUUGGUGGUGCAUUCAAGGACAUGCCAACAAGAAGAAACUCAUUCAUGAGCUACGAUGACUGAAACCGGAGCCUCGCAGAGUGACAAUACAGGCUCCGAGGGUUGGGUUUCACGUAUGGAAAGGGUGGUGUCGAGUAUAUUAUAAACCCUCGGGUGUCAACACACACACAAAAAAACAGUAUACGUCAGCAUCUCUAUGACCAAGAGGUUAUUAGCGUAGAUGAUCGCUCACUGUGACACACUUUUGUUCUCGUGUGUGUGAAAAGACGCCUGUGGCAAAUGAGAGAUUUGUUAAAGUUAAGGAUGAUUAAUCUAAUGAAGCUUUUUAAUGGUUAAUGAUUGACAAGAACUAUCAGUUGCUGAUAACUUUCCUGCAAGUCAGCUUUACACACAGAUUAUCAAAACAUAAUAAUCCCCCGUCAAUGAUGUCCUCUUAGAUCAUGAAUAUGGCUAAAUCAGGAGACCAGUAUAAGGGUCGACUUUAUCGUUAACCUGAAUUAAAUCGAUGUAUUUUAGAAGAUUUUUAAAGUUUAGAUUUUGUAUGCAUGGAGCAAAAGCAACUAACACCAGCAUGAAAGAGUUACUUGGUGCCGGAUUAAAUCAAACGAGGCCUUCGAUGAUUUCACAGCCAACAGGUCGAACGAGUAUUUUACUGUCACAACUUCUGGAAGUGAAGUUUGUACAAAGAGUUGUUUUUAUUUUUGCGUAAUGCAUUUUGUAAGGUUGCUCAAAUUGCCUGUCCUAUAAAUGCAGUGUGCUCAAAGUGCAUGUGCUUCCAUGACUCUAUAUAAAAAUUGUGUAUUCAAUUGGGAAGGUUUUAUACUAAAAGUUGAUGUUUAUUGACGGUUAUUUUGCCUCAAAGUCUAAAUGUUUCUUCCUUCUCUUUUCAGAUACACCAAAACAGCAAAAGAAUGGACAAGCAAAUAUGCAAUGUGAUGGUUGGGAAGUUGGCGGGAAAACAACGUUGCUGGUUCAAACAAAAAAAGAUCCAGGAUUUUGUUUUUCUUUUUCACUUUUUUCUGUUUUGUUAAUCAGAGCAUUUUACCCCUUACUUUUUCCACCUGCGCUCAUAAGAAGAUAGUGUUUUCUCUUUAGGACACGUGCCAGUUUCUGUGAAGUUUCAACUCCUGUUUUGUACAGAGUUCAAAAAAGAAAAAAAGUAAAAAAGAAAAAUCACCAUGGUGCUGAACAGCUUGAGCAUGCCCCAAUAAGAGUUUUCAACCCAUAAUCGGUGAUGUUAAGUUAUUUACUCUGCACACACUUAGUAGAAUUUGAUGUAACUGGUUUAACACUGAACACUUUAUCAACCCCACACUGAUCCACUUAAAUAAAACAAAAAACAAACCCAUCAGGAUCCUGUGCGGUUGAUAUUCGCUUAACUGUGGCCUGGAUUACUCAAAGCACUUGAAGAGAAACCUGUCUUUGCCAAAUAUUCAGAUGUUUAGAGUUUCAAAUCGGCUAAAUUCGGCUGCGUUUUAUUUGACAUUGGUAAUAUCUUAGAAGGGGAAAAUGCCAAUUCUCUGAAAGAUUAUAAAACUGGUUCACGGUUCCUGUAUUUGCUUCCUGGACUGGUGUGACGUCAGUAUGUUCUUCUGAUCAUUAGUGUAGGAAUCUAUUACCUGAGGAAAGAUGUGUAUCUUAUUCCACUAUCAAAGUGUGUGUACAGAGAAGCACAGCAGUAUAUAUCAAUGUUAAGGAAACAAACUAUAAGAACUUCAAUGUUGUAUUUUAUGCAUGUUAAUAAAGGUAGGAUAUUAUAUCUGAUAUGUUUCUGCAAACUAAGUGGAUUGUCAGGCUGAACAGUUGGAAAUUUGGUUCCCCUCAAAGGCUUUCUUUUACUUUGUCAUUAUUUAGAAGCCAGUAGACGAGUUUUUAGUUCUAUGCCCACUCAAACACUGUCUUCUUGUAGCCCUAAAAUAAUGAUGCAAAGCUGAUGGUUGAUAAUCAACCUGCGGCUCUGUUUUCUUUUAGUUUCCCUUCAAUAAAGUUACUCAAACCAUAAAGUUUGUUGUAAUCGUCCUGACUUUUUUGUGCGUGUG
Xyrichtys novacula (pearly razorfish) is the source of this 9579-nucleotide messenger RNA. NCBI's taxonomy places the organism in Eukaryota, Metazoa, Chordata, Actinopteri, Labriformes, Labridae. The record is from the annotation of a GenBank genome assembly.